Protopolystoma xenopodis is the source of this 300-nucleotide messenger RNA. NCBI's taxonomy places the organism in Eukaryota, Metazoa, Platyhelminthes, Monogenea, Polystomatidea, Polystomatidae. The record is from the annotation of a GenBank genome assembly.
AUGGGCCCCAUAAAUUCGCGCAGAGCCGAAGACAUGCAACGCUCCGUAAGACAUGCCCAGUUGGCGUCGUGGCCUCUGCCACCUUGGAUCAUCAGGCCCUUUUGGUUGUACAUGCGCUUUUGGCUCCAUCUUCCAUUUGGCGUAAUGCGCGACCGCUGGACCCGAUCACACGAUCUGGCAAAUGAGUCACGAUUGAAGCUGAUGGCAUCAGUCUGCCUGAAAACCCUUUCUGGUUCCGAGCUUCUUAUCAGUCCGGCUAGUCUUUUGGUUAGAAUGCAAAAAGUUCUAGUCACGAGGUGA